This is a messenger RNA of Heteronotia binoei (common prickly gecko), 1762 nucleotides long. RefSeq names its product early growth response 4 (gene EGR4). The record is from RefSeq and is a predicted model, not a curated record. Gene Ontology annotation, biological process: regulation of transcription by RNA polymerase II. Lineage: Eukaryota; Metazoa; Chordata; Lepidosauria; Squamata; Gekkonidae. The transcript is spliced from 2 exons. Bases 290 to 1762 code for a protein of 490 amino acids. Gene Ontology annotation, molecular function: RNA polymerase II cis-regulatory region sequence-specific DNA binding; DNA-binding transcription factor activity, RNA polymerase II-specific.
GCUUACAAACACAAGGAGGAGCAGAAGCAGCCGCCGCCGCCGCCGCAGCCAGGUGGCCCAGGGAAGGGAGGCCCGACCCGGGAGACCCUGCCGCCCCCCUGGUUGCUACUGGGGGGCGUCCAGCAUCUUUGCUUUGCAAGGCGCCCAACCUCCCCGAGGACUUUGCAAGAGGCCAGCCAGCUCGGCUUGGGGGGGAAGCCCUUUCUGAGCCACUUGGGGGGUUCCUCUCCGAGCCUGCCUUUCAUUGCAACCCCCGCCCCCCCACUCCUGAUCGCCUCUCCGCCUGGACAUGUUGAACCUCAUGGAUUUCUCUCACCAGGAUCCACUGCGCCAGCUCAAAGGCGGAGAUGCCCAGAGACCAGGGACAGGGCAAAAGCGCCAAGUUUUGACCCAGCAGCCCAGGGAAGAGACCCCUGAUUUCCUACCAGGCGACUUCAUGGGAGCGACAAUGAACCCUGACGUGGCUGACUACUACUUCUUUGCGGGGCAGCCCUCCCCGCCCCUCAGCUACACCGGCAGCUUCUUCAUCAAGACGGAGCAGUGCCAGGAUCAAGAGUCCCUCUUCAACCUGAUGUCGGGGAUCCUGGGCCUUUCUCCGUUCCCCGAAGGCCACCAGCGGCAGCCCCCGGAGGGCACCUACAGCUUCCCUGAGGCCAUCCAAAACCACCUGGACCUCUACUCUGCCUGCCAGCCCGAGCUGAACAUCUCCGUGCAGCCGUCCUUAGCCGAUCAGGGCUAUCCCAACUUCUCCAGCCUCGAGGCCAUCCAGCCGGUCCAAACGUCUCCUCCUGGGGGCGACUCGUCCCAGUGUUUGUUUAACAAUAAGCUGCUGAACAGCAAACAGGACGUCAAGCUCUCUUCCCUCUCCCCUUCCCUGGGGAAGUUCAAAGCUCCCUGUUCCCACUGGGACCCCCUCCAGCAGUCCCAGAACUAUUUACCCGCUGAGUACCCUUCUCCGGAGACUUUCCAUCCAUUAGAAACAAGGCAAGCGAUCCAGCUGGGCAUGAAAAAGGAAAACAUCCUAUCCGUCAGCUGCCAAGCAGAACUGGGUGGCCUCUCCGAGCAGGCCGGAUCCUUUGGACACGGGCUAGAUUUCGGUUGUCACCCGGAAACCUUCCCUAGCCAUGGCCAACUCCCCGGAGACUUCGGAGAGACCAAGCUCCCCGGCCUGCCGCCUCAGCUCCUCCAGGAGUUUGAAUCUUCCUUAUCGCAGGCUGAGGUCGUGCCAAACUUGCUGAACCCCAGUGAGCAGACGCUGCAUGCCAACCCUUCCCCAUCGCUGGUCUCCAUGACGGACUUUAACCUGGCCCCCUCUGCCAUUCCCUUGGCCGGCGCUUUAGGGCCUGCCGAUCCCGGCAUCCAAGCCUUGCCGAAGAAGAAACCGCGCCGAGGGAAGUGCUCUUCCAAAUGCUUCUGCUCCCGACCCCACGAGAAGGCCUUUGCCUGCCCGGUGGAGAGCUGCAUCCGCAGCUUUGCCCGGUCGGACGAGCUGAACCGACACCUCCGCAUCCACACGGGCCACAAGCCCUUCCAGUGCCGCAUCUGCCUGAGGAACUUCAGCCGCAGCGACCACCUCACCACCCACAUCCGGACCCACACGGGGGAGAAGCCCUUCUCCUGCGACGACUGCGGCAGGCGGUUUGCCCGAAGCGAUGAGAAGAAGCGACACGGCAAGGUCCACUUGAAGCAGAAAGCCCGGACGGAGGAGAAGCUGAAAGGGCUCGGGUUCUACGCCAUGGGGCUGUCGUUCGCGACCCUCUGA